This is a messenger RNA of Exaiptasia diaphana, 1330 nucleotides long. Its product is annotated as lactadherin. The annotation marks the transcript as partial. The record is from RefSeq and is a predicted model, not a curated record. Lineage: Eukaryota; Metazoa; Cnidaria; Anthozoa; Actiniaria; Aiptasiidae. The transcript has 8 exons.
CUUGAAAUUGAUGGAAACAGCGAUACAACAACGGUCGUUACAUACACUCUUAGCAAUCCCAUUCACGCUCGUUAUAUUCGAGUUGUUGUUGUACAAUCUAAUGGUUGGCCUUCUAUGAGGAUUGAGCUCUAUACAGUUCUUUAUACUCCUGAUGGGAAUUCCAUAACAUGCAUAGUACCUUUCGGCACGGAUGUAUUUUGUGUUUUCUUUUUGCUAUUUUUGAACAUCACACUCUACUCAUUCUCGAAAGGUGAUAAAGGUUGCCGAGAUCUCGAUUUUCUUCGUUGUCAUGCCAACAAGACUCUAAAAGAUCACGUGAUCAGAUCGCUACGUGUGUCGUCACCUGCGAAGCCAAAUUGUCAGCACGCGUGCUUUGUGGAGGAACAGUGCAACUCGUACAACUUGGGAAAGGAGCUCGACGACAAGUCUUGUGAAUUGAACAAUGCUGAUCACUUAUCAGACCCUGAUGACCUGGUACCUAGCGCAGGGACUCAUUAUUGCCCCAUUAAGAAUCCAUGUGCAUCAGAGCCAUGCCGUGCCGCUGGCAAAGUUUGUCUUCCAGACUUUGCGUGGAAUACCUACCAUUGCAAAGAUGGCAAGUGGUCUAAAUGGAGCGCAUGGUCGGAAUGUCGGUGCUUUAAUCGAGCUCGUUCACGUGAAUGCAAGAAUCCGCUGACCAAACAAACAGCAACUGAUUGCAAUGGACCAAAGACACAGAAUGAGAAAUGCCAACAUAAGAUAGAAUGCGUCUUGCCACUUGGAAUGCAAGAUAGAACAAUACCAGAUGAUCAAAUCACGGCGUCGUCCAUUUAUAAAUWUCGGGGAGGCCGGGUAGCCGAUGGAUGUAGGCCAGCAAAAGGUCGUCUUAACCAAUGUUGUCGCCAAGCUUGGUGUGCAGAGAAGGCUUCACCUGGAGAGUAUCUACAAGUUGAUUUAGGAUCAGUCAAGAAAAUUGACAAGAUAGCAACGCAAGGACACGACGGCCCUAUUACUAAAAAUUACGUCACCAAGUACGAGUUGCAUUAUUCAAAUGAUACUAACGCUUGGCAGAAGUACCCAGUGCAAAUUAAUGGAAAUGUAGAUUGGACAUCAGUCGUUACAUACAGUCUUAGCCCUCCCGUCCAAGCUCGUUAUGUUCGAGUUGUUGUUGUACAAUUUUCUACGUGGCCUGCUAUGAGAGUUGAGCUCUAUACAGUUCUUUAGUUAAUACAACCAUUUAUUCUUCAUAUUCAUUUGAAAAUGCAAUAAGCUAACUGUAAUAUUAUUCGAGCAUUUAUAAGAUAUAUCAAUCAAUGUAUUAAUCAACCAAUAAAUCAGUUAAUUGAUUAAU